CGUUUAGCCCACCUCAAUUAGAUUCAAAAUGGCCCUCGCAAACAUGCUGUCCCGCAAGGCGGGCUUCGCCACCUCCCGCACCAGCGCUCCUUUUGUGGCCAGCCGCGUUAGCCCCGUGGCGGCCAAGGCUCGCGUUUCCUCCGCUGCCCCCUCUUUCAGCCGCCAGCAGCAGUCUAUUGUGUGCCAGGCGGCCGCCACCGCUGAGGUCGCGGAGAAGAAGGUGCACCCCUCGCCCCUGACCAUUGCUGCCCCGGCGACCUACGCGAUUGUGGAGAUUGGCGGCACCCAGAUGUUUGUGGAGCCCGGCAAGUGGUACACCUGCAACCGCCUGAAGGUGGACGUGGGCAGCAAGAUUAAGUUCGGCCGCGUUCUGGCCCUGAAGCACGAGGGCAAGCUGACCGUCGGCAAGCCUUACCUGGAGAACGUUGCUGUGGAGGCUGAGGUUAUUGAGGAGCUGCGCGGGCCAAAGGUUAUCGUCUACAAGAUGCGCCCCAAGAAGCACUACCGCAAGAAGCAGGGCCACCGCCAGGACCUGAGCAAGUUCAUGGUGACCUCGAUCUCUGCUUAAAUGCGUCUCGAGGCCCAGCGGGCUUGACAGCAGUGGAGCAAUUUGUGGCUGAACCGGAAGGCAGAAUUCUCGGCGGUGCUGGGCGCUCGCUGGCGGACUAGCAGCUUGGAAGCAGCGUACCAGGGUGCAGCUUUGCAGCGGACUUGGGCUCGAGGCUGACACUGCCAUUUUCCAGGAGGCAGUUGCUCAGCCCGCCGUGCCCCGUGUGGCACAGCCUGCCGCACGGGGGCGGUGCCGGCAAUGCAACACCGGAGGAGGCUCUUGGAGGCGAUAGCAGCCGGCUCAGAUGGACGGAGCUGGGGCAGGUUAUAGGCGAGGAUGCGGUGGCGCGGGCAGCGCCGUGCGGGGGGUGAAGACUGCCGCGUGGAGUAAAUAGGCCACGGGGGUGGCGGUCUAGGUAUGUGUCGCGUUUUUGGACUGGGGUAAUGGCGUUGGAGGUGCGGGUGCAUGUCCUGCUCCGGUGCAGUUGGGACAUAGUGUGAAUGUAAAUCAUGAAAUGACG
Molecule: messenger RNA, 1070 nt
Organism: Chlamydomonas reinhardtii
Lineage: Eukaryota; Viridiplantae; Chlorophyta; Chlorophyceae; Chlamydomonadales; Chlamydomonadaceae
Exons: 2
Coding region: 29-568 (179 amino acids)
Biological process (GO): translation
Cellular component (GO): mitochondrial large ribosomal subunit; ribosome
Molecular function (GO): RNA binding; structural constituent of ribosome
Source: RefSeq, a predicted model, not a curated record